Gracilinanus agilis (Agile Gracile Mouse Opossum) is the source of this 2377-nucleotide messenger RNA. RefSeq names its product transcription elongation factor, mitochondrial (gene TEFM). The record is from RefSeq and is a predicted model, not a curated record. NCBI's taxonomy places the organism in Eukaryota, Metazoa, Chordata, Mammalia, Didelphimorphia, Didelphidae. Gene Ontology annotation, cellular component: mitochondrial nucleoid. Gene Ontology annotation, biological process: mitochondrial transcription; transcription elongation by mitochondrial RNA polymerase. Bases 17 to 1114 code for a protein of 365 amino acids. Gene Ontology annotation, molecular function: nucleic acid binding; DNA polymerase processivity factor activity. The transcript is spliced from 4 exons.
ACGCGGCGAUUUCGACAUGAGUUUCCUCAGUGUCCUACGUCUGUGCCUGGGAGGAAAAUGGAAACAUUUUUCAGUUAUGCUGUGUCCAUCUCUGUACCAUUCUUUACAUAUGUCCUGCUGUCAGAGAAAAUCCAUAGCCCCAGUAAAGAAAACAGACUUUGUCUCAGUCUCGUCAGAUGAGAGCUUAAAAGACACUGAGAAAAGAUUGGAAAAUCUUUACUCUUCUGAAGAGAAAUCAGCUAUUUUGCAGGUGCUCAACACAGCAUCUGUGAAUGAACUUGCCGCUUUCACAUUUCUUCGAGGAAAGAAGUCCGUCAACAUUGUAAAGCACAGGGAAAAACAUGGACCCUUUCAAGAUUUGGAAAGCUUAAUGGAAGUGCCCCUGCUUAAGUAUAAAAAUGCAGUGAAAGUGUGUGGCUCAAUUCUUCAUCAAGAGUCCAAAGAGGAAAAGAAAGAGAAAAGAAUACAGGAAAACUGGCCAUUAGGAAAGGUUGUCAGACCGAGAAUAAACAGAAGAAAACUUAAGGAAGCUAAGAGUAUUGUGUCUAUUGUUUUUGGUAAUGAAAGAAUUGCCUGGGCUCACCUUGAUAACAAACUAAUGGUUCUUGACUGGCAACAAGAAAAUAACUUUAAACUGAUGAAAGAAACACACACGCCGGCUAUGUAUCUGGAAACGAUUUCUUCAGUAGUUUCAGAAAUUCCUGAAGGAGAUUUUUAUAUUUUGGAAAAAAGAAACUUUUCUCUUCUGCAGACCACUCUGUUUCCUGUCAUGUUACACUUCCUCACUGUGGAGGCCAUGCUGUAUUCCUUGUUAAACAAAACGUUUUCUCAAGAUGGCCAGCAUCGGGUGUUGAGCAUGAACCGUAAUGUGGUGGGGAAGCACUUUGAUUUGAUGCUUGGGACUAUGCGGACUAGUGGCAUGACCUUGGUGCAACGGUUUCUCUCAGAUUUCCCAAUGCAAGCAAAGCCCCGGGUCUCCUUCACACCUGAGGGCCUGGUGCGCUAUAGAAACCUGAUGGAGACUGAUGGAAGAGAAAUAAAGGAAGAAUUGUGGGAUUCCCUGCUGCAAGCAGUGGCUUUCUAUGAACUUUUAGUGUUCAACCCUGAAUCAUAAAGCUUUUCUUGGGUGCAAGAUGGCACAGGCAACGGCUCUUAAACCUUGUCUUGCUCACAGCAUAAUGUAACAGAGCACUGGACUUGGGAGUCCGAAAUCCACGGGUUCAAAUCCUGUGUUGUACACUUUCUCCCUGUGUGGGCCUGAGCAAGUUCCCUUAGCUUCCUCUUCUGUGUGGCCUCUAAUUCUAAACCCUUCUAGCUCUAAAGCAAUGUUUCCCAGCUCACUGGCCUCUUAAGUUGGCAACAAAGAACCAUUUCUGGACCUCUAGUUAGGCCUUUGGGCCUUGGGAUUCCUCAGCUCUCCCACCCAUUAGGCCUCCAGCAGUCUAUCACCCUCUUCUUUGUUUCUUCAAGACAGGAAGUAGAAGAGGUAGGUACCUACCCCAAUCUCUGUGGAUAGAGCUGGUAUCUGAACUUCCUCAUACCAAGCUGGGAAGGCUUCGGAUUUUGUAAACUGCCUCCUUUUGAGAACAGCAGAUAUGAUCUCUGCUCUCUACCGGUUUUUCCCCUAAACCACAGUGACCCCAGAAAAAUGACUUAUUUAUGAAAUGAGAAUGGGUUGGACUGGUUCAGUGUUUAGGAACAUUUUGGAGAUCGCAUGCCCAAACUGUACCCUCAAGCCGCCUAUGAGCCCCCUACAUUACCCCAGACAGCAGAGGGAGGAAGGAGAGAGGAAGUGCUUCAUUGCUUGACUUGGCAGAGGGGUGGGCCAUGUGAAAAAUGGCCUCAGGUGCAGUAGAGAGGGGGAGGGGUGCAGCCCCUUCCCGCACGCCAGGGUAUAUGGGCCACAUUUUCACCAGUGCUGGACUAGAGGAUCUCUAAAUUCCUUUCCAGUAGUAACACUAAAAAAUUCCAAAUUAUCAUUGGCUCUUACUAGCAGCAUUUUUAAGGUUGUAUAGUAUCCCUACCUUUUGAUUUUUCAAGACAAAGGCUGAGAGAACAUAAUUAAUUGAAAUUGGGAUUUUUGGACACCUGAAUAGCUUUUACAUUUUUUAGUGAUUGGCUAAAAAGUGAUGUCAGAUUAGUUAUUUAGAAUGUUUGUUGGGAGCCCAAUGCUAAAGUUACCAAGAUGGUAGCUCUCCUCCCUUCUGCCUGUCUGCCCUCAUAGAUGAUGGUGCAUAUGACAUAUGACCUCACCCUUGCAAGCUGUGCCAUAGGUGUUGUUAUGCUACAGGUUGACAAAAUGAUGUGUAUUCUCAUUUGGGGUUUGUGACUCCCAGGAAAUAUUAGAAUAAUAAAAGCUUUUACUCUCUGGUGACAA